This is a messenger RNA of Acipenser ruthenus (sterlet), 5196 nucleotides long. RefSeq names its product UPF0606 protein KIAA1549L-like. The transcript is spliced from 21 exons. Lineage: Eukaryota; Metazoa; Chordata; Actinopteri; Acipenseriformes; Acipenseridae. The record is from RefSeq and is a predicted model, not a curated record. Bases 291 to 4490 code for a protein of 1399 amino acids.
ACAGCAACUGAGAACGCCGCUGACCACACCUCCAAUUUCAAAUACCGGUGACUGAAACCUGGAUAAACACAAAACAAAAACUGAGCAGCGUUUCUGAAUAUUGCAUUCAAUAAAACCCUGCUCCUGCAGUGGCAGACUGAUGUAGUUCGUAUAUAUACAGAUCAAGCUUAUUAUAUUUCCCAUAGCACUGCUGAAAUGUCUGCUAGCUAGGAGGAACCGGUUGAUGGGGUGUAAUUCUCUCUGCAUGUUAUUUGGAGUGUUCAAAUGCAUUUUAUGGCACAACGGAGGCUAUGUCUGUUUUGGAUACACAAAUGGCUUUUAAUUUGAGGAGUGCACAUAACUAUUUUUGCAUCGCGGAUUUCUAUGCAGUGGACAGAGCCUAUGGAUUGUGGAUAGAUGUUAGCGACACAGGGUGCUCUUUUCAGAAGAACUGGAAGACACCUGCCCUUAUCGGAAUGAUCACAAAGUGUUUAAUGACAAUUGGAAUGGUUUUAUUUUUAUUGCAACCUGUCCUGGCUACAGAAGAUCAAGGGAAUUAUGAAACAUCAGCUUUUGCAGCGCUCUCACAGGAUCCAGUUGCAACAGUAGGACCUUCCCAUUCGUUAGCAAUGUUGCUGCUAGCGGAAGAAGAAUCAAUGUCAGCAGUUAAGCCAGAACCAUCUGGGUUAUCCGAAAGCACAACAGAGACCCUAACAAGUGACAGUACUGCAUUCCAAUCAAUACUUACUCUGUUAACUAGCUUAAAAACUGCAAUGCAUAAGCCAACUUUAGUGCAAUCUCCAACGUCCCUCAUCAAUCCAAACAAUGGAAGCCAAACGACAAGGUGGCCUUCAGAGGUGUCAACUGAAGAAUCAGCGUCUUUAACUUCAAAAGAUGCAACUACAGUGACCAGCGCCUCUACUUCUAGCUCAGAGGAAAUGACUACAGGAGAUAUAGCCUCAACUUCAAGGUCUACUGUUUCCAUCUCAUUAACAACUGUGGCGACUGAAGGAACAUCUCCGGAAAGUGGGAUCGCUCCAACUGUUCCAUCACUUACUUCAACAAAAGUCAACACCACAACAGCUGACACAGUUGAGACUACAUCGACACAAUUGACAAGUACAACACACACGACACACAUUACUGUCACAUAUGUGACCCCUCCAUAUACACCAACAAGCACUCUUACGACUCCCACAACUGCUAUGGCCAGCAUACCACCUAUUUCAACAACACAAUUAGUUACUGACACAGAGACGGUAGUGACUUCCGAAGGAACAUCCGUAGCCCCAGAGACCAUGGAAACCUCCUCAUCCCCUUCAGUUACAAUAACAGCAGCCUUAACUUCCAUGAUUACUAUGUCAUCACAAACAACCAGGGACACUGCUUUUGAGGUGCAAAGCACAACACGACCCCCCAGUACUACCACAGUAAAGCCACUGGAAUGCAAAAUUACUGAAAGAAUUUGGGUGAAAACAGUUUUGUCUCUGAACCUAAGGAGAAACAGAGUCGAUGAUGCAAUUAAACAGAAUCUUAGGACUGGACUCACACAGGCAUUGCAGAAUGCUUUCAACAACAAUGCUGUACAUGCUCAGAUUGAGUCUCUGACGGGCACAACUAAUGUGACAGUUGGUUACUACGCUACAAACGGCAGAACUGUGUACAUCACUGCUGUUGUCAUUAAAGCGUUAACUGAUUAUGGGGAUCUGAUGAGUGACAUGAAACAGCAUGUGACUAAUGUUCAGUCACUCCCCAUCCCAGUGGCUCCCUGGAUCCCUACUCCAGCUCUCUGGAUGCAGCUUAAGACAGUCCUCCGAUUUGUGGGAGCAACAGACAAUAUCCAAUCCUGCAGCUUUGUUCAGACCAUGGCACACCGGCUCCAGAAUGCAUUCACAGAAGCAGAGUCAAAGGUCUUGAAUGCAAACAACAACCUCACUGUUCAGAUUUUGAGCACAUCUCAGUCGGCUGAGUCCCCAGCUGUCACUUUGAUAUAUGUGGUGUGGAACCAGAGUGUGAUUCUGAAUGGAACAGUCUCCAGCUCCCUCCUCAAUCAGCUUACCGCAGAACUGGUGGGCUAUUACCUGUUUUUCCCACCGCUGAUAAUUGCUGAACCACUGAAGUAUAACAACCUUGACAUUUCACCUUCAACAAAGGACUAUUGGGUGACUACAGUCAUUCAAGACGUUGAUAAUUCCUCCCUGAAUGGAAACUACCAGAGCUUUGCCAGCCUGAUGGAGCAGCGGCUGGCAGAACUCCUUGUGAUCGCCCAGCAGCAGGGAAGACGAUUCAGACGAGCCACCACAGUGGGGAGCUACACUGUUCAGAUGGUGGACAUGAAGCGUGUUGAAGGUGCAAAGAGCCGCGCAGCAUUGACCUACUAUAUCCUGCAGAAUGGCACACCAUUGCUGGGCACUAGCACGGCGAAAAUCCUCAACACUAUAGACUCCCAGACCAUGGCCUUAACACUGGGAUACUUUGUGCAGCAGCAGGCAGAACCUGUGGUAAAGAAUCCCCCAAACAACCUGUGGAUCAUUGCAGCAGUGCUGGCUCCCAUUGCUGUAGUCACUGUAAUCAUCAUCAUUAUCACUGCAGUGCUGUGUCGGAAGAACAAGAACGACUUCAAAUCCGACACCAUGGCCAACAUGCACCAGCGGGCCAAGCCAGUGCAGGGGUUUGAUUACGCUAAGCAACAUCUUGGGCAGCAGGGUGGAGAAGAAGAAACCAGGCCUGUGACACAGGAAACAGGAGUUUUACCACUUCCUGUCAGAGAUGCACCUCUGUCUCAAGAGAGAGGGAUUUCACAGGAUGGAAGUACUACAAAAACAACAAUGACCAGUGAAAUACGCAAAAGCAGGUUGCCUAGCGAGAACUGUUCUGUCAUCAGUAACGAAUCAGGAAAGCCCAACACAGGCAGAAUGUCUCCGCAGAAAAUGACAACACAGCAGAAAUUGACAAAGGAAGAGUCAAGGAAGAAAAAUGUCCCAAUGAGUGAUGAAGAGGAUGGUGCCGUUCUCUUUGACCGGGUGUCCCGAUCUUCGCCAGAUCCCUACGAUACGUCUUCUGGGUCACUGCAGCUAAUCGCUAUCAAACCGCUGGCAGCGCCUCACAGCUACUUGCACCCAGACUCGGACAGGAGCCAGGACUCUGCCGUGAUAAACGGAGAAGUUAACAAAGCUUUGAAGCAAAAAUCAGACAUUGAGCACUACCGGAACAAAGUGAGACUCAAGGCGAAAAGGAAGGGGUACUAUGACUUCCCAGCCUUGGAUGGUAACAGCAAGUCCCUCCCUCAGAAACAGAGGCACGUAUACGAGAAAGCACAACUUGAGCUUGGCAGAGCUUUGGACCCAGACGAAGACAUGUCCUCCACUUACGUCAAGUCUAAAAACAGACAAUCCCACAUGAAGAGCCCUGCAUACAGGAGCAGGCAGUCUCUAAACAGCCCAAGUCCAGGUGGAACCGAGAUGGACCUUCUAGUGACGAGGGAGAGGCCCAGGCGUGGAAUUCGAAACAGUGGAUAUGAUACAGAGCCAGAGCUUAUAGAAGAAACCAAUGUGGACCAUGUUGCUGGGCCUAGAGGUUACACCCGGGGUCGUCAGGUCAAGGGUCACUCUGAAACGUCCACACUUAGUUCCCAGCCUUCCAUUGAUGAAGUCCGGCAGCAAAUGCAUCUGCUUCUGGAGGAAGCAUUUAGUCUGGCCUCUGCUGGUCAAGCAACAACAAACAGGCAGCAGGGACAAUACAACCCCGUCCAGCAGCUGCCCUUUUCAGAGGUAGUGACCAGUGCACCUGGAACGAUGAACCGACCCAGGGGAGCGGUCCAGUGGGUCCCUGCAUAUAACUCUGAUUUAUACCAGUACAGUUUGCCAAGACCUGCCUUCAGGUUCUCCCAGCUUCCUGACAUGGCUAUGGGAUCCCCCCCACCCCCUUUACCUCCCCGAAGCGGUCCUGCAGCCGUCACUUCCCUCCAACGAUCUACUUCAGAUAUCGAAACUAAGACAAGGACUUCCGAACCCAUUGGCCCAGAACAUCAGAACCAGCAUGACGCCGCCCCUUUUGUGCCAGUCACGAGAGCAUCGGUUUCCACAGCUUCUGUGGAUCAGCCUGUCUCUAAUUACUCAGGAAACCCAGCACCAGCAGUUUAUGCCAUACCAGCAAACCAGCCUGGGUACUCAGGCUACUUCAUCCCAACUCCCCCCACCCCCUAUAGGAGCCAGACCUGGAUGCCAUACCCAGCCGAAGUGAAUGUGCCGAGCCAGUGGGCUGAAGCUGUUCCCUUACCAGGGUAUGUGGAAGCUUAUCCCCACUCCUGUUACCAACAAAACAGCCAGGCCUCAUCCCUUGACCAAGCGCCGACCCCUUCAACCACAGCUUCCCAGCAGAGCCUGACUGAGAACGAUACGUCCGACGCCUCGCUCACCAACAUCUCCACGGCAGCUCUAGUCAAGGCAAUACGAGAAGAGGUGGCCAAACUAGCAAAGAAGCAGACUGACAUGUUUGAAUUCCAGGUCUAGUGGCUUUAGCAUUAAUAGCAACAGUUACAAACGACGAAGUGGAGACAAACAUGCAGCAUCUUGAUGGAUUCUUGCCUUGACUAAAACCAUAACCUGGGAAAAGCAAGACAUUCAGCUUUCCUGUUUGAUGAAGAUUUAAACAGUGACAACCACUUGAUUUGGUCAUUUUUUUUUUCUUUUUUUUUUUUUUUUUUUUUUUACAAUUGAGUGUUCCUAGAGAAAUCAGAUUAAAUUUUUUUUUAAAACACACUUUACAGACGUAAAUUACUUUUCAGUUUUUGUGUUUCUGGUAUUCAAUUUUUAAAAUGCCAUCUGCUGCUACUGUAAUUACAGACAAUAGCAGGAUCUUCAUCAACAGACGUGUCUUGCACACCCACAAGCAGUUGUCUAGUGCUGUAUUUAAUUAGCUUAUGCAGAACUUACUAAAGGCCGUAAGAGCAUACACAAAUUAUUUCAGUUCUGUGGAGCUUUCAGCUGUAGAUAGAGGCUGCAUCCUACAAUGUGAAUAUUUCAAAAUGUUUUCUUUUAUAAAAAAAAGUAGACAUUCUAAAUGAAGGUUAUUAAAAUGUGAAGUGUACAGUGUGUAAAUUAUAAGACCAAAUAUUUCAAUAAGAUCCAAUGUGUGAUAGUAUACAAAUGUGAAUAUUUCAAUUCCAUUGCAAUUAAAAUGUAAGUCGCCCUGGAUAAGGGCGUCUGCUAAGAAAUA